GUGUUUCGGAUCCUGGGAGGAAGUGAAUGAUUCGCGUUUGCACUUGACGAGGAGAAAUCAUAUUGUUGGGGAAAUUAAGCGUGUAUUCGCCGAGUUUUAGCGGUUAAAUGAGAUUAAACCGGUGGACGUACGUCUUCUGUCACGGUAUGGUUUAAAGGGACACUCGUUUUUGGACUCAGAACUUCAUAGCUUUGGAUCAACUUACGUUCACAGGAGGUUGGAGGAGGACACACUUUGCUAUUGUUCCAGCACACACGAGUGUGUGUAUGCGUUUUUGUGUAUGUGUGUAUUAAACUGCCCUUUGGCUUUAUGGCUACGAAUUUUGAACCUAUUUAUGGACUCUCAGAGGAUGAAAAUGAAUCUCGUAUUCUUCGUGUCAAGGUCAUUGCUGGCAUUGAUCUGGCGAAGAAGGACAUCAUUGGUGCCAGUGAUCCAUACGUCAAACUCUCCCUUUAUGUCACUGAUGAAAACCGUGAGCUUGCCUUAGUACAAACGAAAACCAUCAAAAAGACUCUCAAUCCUAAAUGGAAUGAAGAAUUCUAUUUCAGAGUCUGCCCACAGAACCACAGACUUCUUUUUGAGGUGUUUGAUGAAAACCGCCUGCUCCAGGGUCAAACUGAAACACGGACAACCAAGAGCACCUCUGUCCAGAUUUCUCUCCAACGCACAACUGCACCUCAAGAAGACGCAUUGCCCUUUGAUCCACCUCCAGAUUACCCUCGGGAUCCAGCUCCCCCAUACACUGAGCCCGGUGAAAGCUGGGCCUUACCUCCACCUCCAGCUUACUACAGAGGAGAAACCCAAUCUUGCCAAAAUGUGGAACAAUCUCAACCAGGUACUGAGCCCAUUCAGCCUAAGAGGCAAGUCUUUUACGUCCGACCAUGUGAUGGACAAAAUGGUAAUGCUAGUGUACCCAGUAAUCAAGGGAUUACCAUUGGAGGUUUUUGUAUUCAAAGAAGAUCCGCAGAUGGCUCGGAUGUCCAGCGGUUCAGGAUCGUGCCCUACAGUGAGAAUGACCAGAAUGGCCACCGUUGGGCUGCUCAGCAAAGCUCAGACAGAGGUCCUGGAACACAAAGACUUGUAUUCCAGCUUCAAAAGGACCAAGGACGGCACCCUAGCCCUAUUUAUCAGGCUGAUGAUUUGGGCAUCAUGGGUAUUAAAGGCAGCCCCUUGGUGCGGUACCCUCGGAUCCAACUUGAGAGGAGCACCUCACAGACAAUGCAGCCCAGAGGAGCUCCUUCACGGCUUGGAUCUAUGCCAAAUCUUCAUUCCCCGAUCUCAGAAAUGGAGACCGAGAGUGAGAUUCUUGAGAGCAGUACUCAAGUUUGCACAUUCAAAAUUAGGAAGGAACAGAACUCCCGACAGUCAAAGUUUAAGAUCUGUUUCAGCCAUGGAGGUGAGCACAGCCCCAUCCUUGCACGGGAUAUUAGCUUUGGAAAGGUGCCUACCUGCAGCAAUCAACAGACCAGAGAUGACUUCCUCGGGCAGGUUGACGUGCCUCUUACCCAUUUACCGACGGAGGACCCUGCAAUGGAGCGGCCAUACACGUUUAAAGACUUUCUCCUGCGUCCAAGAAGUCCUAAGUCUCGGGUGAAAGGCUACCUGAGGCUGAAGAUGGCCUACCUGCCAAAGAAUGGAGGACAUGAAGAGGAAAGUAGCGAGAUGAGGGAAGAAACUGAGGGUUGGGAAGUCACAGACUCCACUGAUCCAGGUUCACCAAGACCUCAGCAGCUCCUGCCUCCGCUGCCUCAGGGCUGGGAAGAGAAGGUUGAUAACCUGGGACGGACAUACUAUGUCAACCACAACAACCGCACCACACAGUGGAAGAGGCCCAGUAGUGUAGAUGUGGUUUCAGAAACGGAAAAUGAUAAUAACUUACGGCAUAUUAACCAAGAAGCCCGCAGAGUUUUCCGCUCUCGACGGCACAUUAGCGAAGAUCUGGAAAAUGAGCAUCUGGACAUCAGGGACAUAGACGAUUCAUGGGAACCCAUAUCAGAGGAGGACCCAACUUUAAUUGCAGACGAUCUAAGCCAUUCUCCGUCCGGACCCUCCUCUUUGGCGAUGCCCCUCUCCAGCACUCCAGAAUUUUCAGAUGAAAUCAGCCUUAGAUUGUCUCUCACUCCAGACAUGAACGGAGAAAUCCCAGGACCCAGCUCUGCUGUGCAGAGUCCUCUUUCCUCUCGUCUACGCUCCUCUAGUAUGACUGAUGGAGUCAGUGAUCAAGCUCAAGCUCCCACACCAACGGGCGAUUGCCUGCCCCAUCUAAAAGCAGCUGUUAUUGCCCAGCAGAGCUCCCAGACCCGACGAACAAGAGCACAAACGGUCACAGGCGUUGAGGACACCAUGUCUCCAUCGGCCUCCUACGCCUUGACCACACCAGGCCUUCCGCCAGGCUGGGAGGAACGCAGAGACCCCAAGGGACGAACAUACUACGUCAACCACAACAACCGUAGCACCACCUGGACGCGGCCCAUUCUACAGCAGCACCCUGAAGAUGGAGCCAGUACCUCAGCUGCGGCAGCAGGAGGCGCUACAGCUGCCACACCCCCCGCUUCCACCCCUCCCUCCUCCAGCGGCCAUCUAAACGAACCACAAGUGCGCAGAGCCCGUAGCCUCAGUUCCCCCACCGUCACUCUCUCUUCCUCACUAGAGGGAGCCAAUAACGGCCAGAUACGGCGAGCCGUAAAGGACACGUUAUCCAACCCUCAGUCCCCGCAGCCGUCUCCCUACAGCUCACCCAAAUCCCAACAUAAAGUAAACCAGAGCUUCCUGCCCCCUGGAUGGGAAAUGAGACUUGCACCGAAUGGACGGCCGUUCUUCAUCGACCACAACAGCAGAACCACCACAUGGGAAGAUCCUCGCUUAAAGUAUCCUGUUCACAUGAGAACAAAAGCAUCCCUGGACCCUGGCGACCUCGGCCCACUUCCUCCUGGGUGGGAGGAACGAGUGCACGCAGACGGAAGAACCUUUUACAUCGACCAUAACACCAAAAAAACGCAGUGGGAAGACCCUCGCCUCCAGAGUCCUGCCAUAACUGGACCUGCGGUGCCAUAUUCCAGAGAAUUCAAGCAGAAGUAUGACUACUUCAGAAAGAAGUUAAAGAAGCCGGCAGAUAUUCCGAACCGUUUUGAGAUGAAGCUGCACAGGAAUAACAUCUUGGAGGAGUCGUACAGACGCAUCAUGUCCCUGAAGAAACCCGACAAUCUGAAGGCCCGUCUCUGGAUCGAGUUUGAAUCGGAGAAAGGCCUGGACUAUGGGGGCGUGGCCAGAGAAUGGUUCUUCCUGCUCUCCAAGGAGAUGUUUAACCCUUAUUAUGGGCUGUUUGAGUACUCGGCCACAGAUAACUACACACUUCAGAUCAAUUCAAACUCUGGCCUCUGUAAUGAGGAUCACCUCUCAUACUUCAAGUUCAUCGGUCGGGUGGCUGGCAUGGCUGUUUAUCACGGAAAGCUGUUAGACGGUUUCUUCAUCAGACCGUUCUAUAAAAUGAUGCUGGGCAAACAGAUCACACUGAAUGAUAUGGAGUCAGUGGACAGUGAAUACUACAACUCUCUCAAGUGGAUUCUGGAAAACGACCCCACAGAACUGGACUUGCGGUUCGCAAUUGAUGAGGACAACUUUGGACAGACAUAUCAGGUGGAUUUAAAGCCGAGCGGAUCAGAGAUGGUUAUAACCAAUGACAACAAAAAAGAAUACAUAGACCUGGUGAUUCAGUGGCGGUUUGUGAACCGGGUCCAGAAACAGAUGAACGCCUUUUUGGAGGGCUUCACCGAACUUAUUACUAUCGACUUGAUAAAGAUUUUUGAUGAGAACGAACUGGAGCUGCUGAUGUGUGGUCUGGGUGACGUGGAUGUCAAUGACUGGAGGCAGCACACCGUCUAUAAGAAUGGCUUCUGUCCUAAUCACCCUGUAAUCCAGUGGUUCUGGAAGGCCGUGUUGUUAAUGGAUGCAGAAAAGCGGAUCCGACUUUUGCAGUUUGUCACUGGAACAUCCAGAGUGCCAAUGAACGGCUUUGCUGAACUCUACGGCUCCAAUGGGCCGCAGUUGUUUACUAUCGAGCAGUGGGGGACACCUGACAAACUCCCUCGUGCUCACACAUGCUUUAAUCGUCUGGACCUCCCGACGUACGAGACGUUUGAAGACCUGCGAGAGAAGCUUCUGAUGGCGGUGGAAAACGCUCAAGGCUUCGAGGGGGUCGACUAAAGAAAUCCCUUUACAUCCACACGAUCUCCUAAUGCAAUCGACGAGCAAAGACAUGUACAACACUCACACACUCACGUCUAUAUCUACAUAUACACACUCUCGAGUUGCCAUUGUACAGCCGGAUCCCAGUGGUUGCAGGUGUGUGACGUCAGCACAGUAUAUGCAUGUGAUCUGUCUAGCUGAAACAGCAUUGGCAGUGAACCCGUUUGAAUGCCAAACAACCCUGCAGUAUGCCACAAAUCAUGCUCUCUCCUAACACGUUUCAUUUUAAAAUCCAACUCUGAGGCCGUGGUAACUUUUAUACUGAUGGGAAAUAAGGAAUGUCAGUAUUGGGGUGUGGCUUCAGAGUGGGCGUGGCCUUGACACAGCAUUAAAAAAAAUCCCAUUUCUGUGUUAAUUUCACAAACAUAAUAUAAGUUCAGUGGAGAGGCAACGAUUAACUCUCUUAUCAGGUCUUACUUACACCAGAUAACCUUAGGAAUCACAGCCAGGAUGAAGGGUGUAUCCUCUUCCUCCCUUAUCCCGCAAAGUAUGCCAAGUUCCCCCUUCCUUACUUCCUUCAUCGAGGAUUAUUUUUUUAUCUAGAAACAGGAAUUGUUUUUAAUAGUUUAUUAUUAUCGCUGUUAUUCUGAUAAUGUUAUCAUUCUUACAGAGGAAACAGAUAUUUGUACCAACAAUGUGGUUUACUGUUUUAAACAAUGUUAUCGGAAAUGCAUCAGUGGCCUGUCUUUAUUCAAUUUAACAUCCAUAUCAUUGUGGGUAAAAAACAAAAAAGACAAUAAAAAAAAAAUUAUUAACACGAUUAUUGUAUUGCUAUGAAAACUGGCAUGAACAUGUAUAUUUUGUUUAGAUAUGAUUACGUAGUAAUUGUAAAUCUAUUCUCCUUCUUGGUUGAGAGCAAAGAUUGAAAAGUCAACAUGCAUCGGACAUGUAGAUGAGUUAGUCUGAGAGGGUUUUCUUCAAUUGUAAUAAGUAUCGUUUUUAUCUGUAUUAUGAUUAUACCUGUUCAUAAUGCUGUAAAUGAGUUUGUUUGGGGAAAGACGUGAUUGGACUUUUACUGUACAUGUUAAAUCUGUUUGAAGUAUUAAAGAGCGACAGAGUGAAGCUGUCUUAAAAGCGCUGUGAUUCAACACUGAAAAAGUCUUGUAGACUUUCAGGAUGAAAACUUUCUUUCUUUCGGUCUUAAUUUCUUUGUCUUGUUUCUUCUAACACCACUGUACCUAAAAGGCCACUUCAUUGAUCACCCUAGGGUCAUGUCACCUGUUUGUUUGUUUUAGUUUUUUUGUGAACUUGAAUCUGAUUAUCUGUUAUGUUCUUUUAAAAGCGCUCAGUUCCUUGGUGCAAUAUCGCCCGUUUAUAAUCAGCUUGCUGCUAACAUAUCAGAUCACAGCUCGGCCCUACAGCUGAUCUGGAGUCAGUCUGGUUCUUCAGUGUGAAUCUGGAUCAGCUCUGUAGGAACGAGCUCCGCCUGGACUAAGACUUCAAACUGGUUCUUUUUCUGUUCUUUUUUCCAGUCUUUUAGAAAAGAGAACACUCAUACUUUUCGGCCGGCGUGGCUCACUAGGUUUGUGAUAAUAUUAUGAUUAUUGUUAUAAAUGACCCUUCCUAUUUUGUGGGGACAGUUCUUUUUUUAUUGAUGAGGAACAUUUACUGUCUGGUUCCUGUUCACCACAAGACCUUGCGAUUCGUAUAACUUCAUUCAAAAUAAACUCAUAAAUGGAA
Molecule: messenger RNA, 5925 nt
Organism: Carassius gibelio (silver crucian carp)
Lineage: Eukaryota; Metazoa; Chordata; Actinopteri; Cypriniformes; Cyprinidae
Product: E3 ubiquitin-protein ligase NEDD4-like
Exons: 32
Coding region: 310-4203 (1297 amino acids)
Biological process (GO): regulation of dendrite morphogenesis; ubiquitin-dependent protein catabolic process
Molecular function (GO): ubiquitin protein ligase activity; protein binding; sodium channel inhibitor activity
Source: RefSeq, a predicted model, not a curated record